AUGGAGUCUUCGAUGAAGAGGGCCAAACUCGAAAUAUUCAACUUCCCAUCUAGUGAUGUAUCAAUUAAUAGUAAGGAAUCUGAAAAGUCAUACAGUGAAUCUAUCAAAGCCCAUCCAUUUCAUGACAAUUCCCAUAGCAUUGCAGAUAUUUACGAGGAUGGUAUAUUUCGAGAUGGAAAAGGCAAUGUGAUUGCUGUCUUUAUAAAGCGAGGCCUGCCCGAGUAUGCAGCCAAGAUGGCCGCCAAUGUGCUUCGUUCAGCGGCCACAAAAACAUCUUUGCGGUCCAAUAUCUAUGGGGGAUUGUCGCCAAAUAGCGGAAUUGCCGGUUAUUUUGACUACCGCGGCUCGCCUAUCGAGUUCAAGUAUCGAAAGACUGCCUUCACGUAUGAAAAUGAACACCGAUGGAGAGAUGUGUUUCCUAUGGUAGACUAUGUGAGUCAGAUCUACAAGCACAUUCUACCAAACCAAUGGGCUAAACAGGAUGCUGCUAUUCCAGACAUCACACGGAUCCACAACUCUCCCUUUUCGACACUAACUAUCAAUUCGCAUUUCCGAACUGCAUCUCACAGGGACACUGGAGACUUUGACGAAGGCUACGGUUGUCUUGCUUGCCUGGAGGGGAAUUUCAAGGGUCUCGCGCUUACACUUGAUCAAUUUAGGGUGAACUUCGUUUUGAGACCACUGGAUGUUUUACUUUUCAAUACACAUCACUUGCAUUCUAACACGGAGUCAGAGUCGAUGGAGGAUAACUGGACUAGACUCACAUGUGUGUUCUACUACCGUAAAGCACUCGGAGAACCUGCAAGUUAUGCAGAGUACCAGCGUCGCUUUCAAGCCGCCCUAGAUUCAAAGUGUUCUAAACCUCCAGUGGUUCGCUCCAUUGUGGUGAAAAGUAAUGGCAGUAGUACGUAUAAACCUUCAGCAUUCAAUCCAGUGCGUUUAACGCCAUUCUUGUUUACAAGUGUUGUACACCGUUUAGCAUGCUCUCGAGAUAAAGGUCUUUGUGUGCAUGAAUGGUUGUUGGAGACUGGUAUUUUUGCGGAGGAAGUGCUCUUUGGAGAGCCGCUAUGUGUCUCAGAUGGAAUCCCGGAACGAUCUUAUGAUGAGCUUGAACGCGUGCAAGCAUCUGAUUCCUUUUUCAAAGUUCCAGAAAUGGGUGGGUUCAAGGAGUGUGAUUUCACCAUGCAGGCUGCACUCUCAUCUCAAAAGUAUUUGGAAAGAACUCAGCUUUCUGAGCUUUUGAACGCAGAGCUAUUCGAUAUGUGGGUGAGGUCCCGAGAUCAUUGGCUAAAGCUUGUCAAGGAGGCAUGGUUAAAGUUGAAAGCCCGCAAUCCGGAGCGCAUUGACUUUCAUUGGAACAAUCGUUCAGAAAUGAAUACAGCCUUUUUCGAUCUGUGCGAUGUUGCUAAGCAGGUGAUGUUGAGUCUUCUCGAAAAGGAUAGCGCUACAGCCACGGAAGAACACUUUUUCUGGGCUCUUUACGCUGCGCACCUUAGCGCGUCUUGCAGAAACGAACUGCAGAUGCCUGAAGAUGCUAUGUCUGUGAAAAAGCUCAAUGUGAAAUUGAAGGACUUUCACUUCGGUGGGGCGCGGUAUUUCAAAAAUAUGCCUAUUGAAGAACAAAUGCGUAGACUCAAGCGGAGAGAGGAAAUUGAAGCUGCACGGCGCAUUAAGAAAGUCUCCACUAAGCGCAUAGAUUGGCUUCUGAAUGAUUCAUUUGAUUACCAAACCGAGGAUGGACCUGUGGACUAUGGUAAGAUGAAUCAAAUUUCACCUGAGCUCAACGCCAAACGUGUCUCACAUGAAUCGGGCAUUUCGGUAACGCCCUUGAAAAAGACGGAUAUUAUUGAAGUUCUCGUGGUUCUUCCGGCUCCCCAGACCUACCGUGAUAAUGGAAGCCACUUUGUCGAUAACGACUUCCACGGAAGUUCUGAGUGGCAGCGAUUUUUAGCCAACCCUGCUGCGAAAAGGAUCAUUAAAUUUUACGGAAAAUCCAAGUAUGUGUUGCCGAAGGCUGUUUCAAGUGGCAAUCUGCAUAUCGUGUAUGCAUUUCAGGGCAAUGAACCAUUAAAGUCUUUUGAUUUUAUUGUCCUGCAGCAUGUGUUAACCACGAUGCCUGACAAAGUGGCCAAGGAGUAUGUCGCUAGUAUAGUGCAAAGGACGCGAGAUUGUCUCUUUUUGGAAGAAACUGAUGGAUUUUGUCGCAGCCACUACGUGCUCAAAAGAGAAAUCCAGAUGAAGUACCAGCCUAUUGCAAUAGCAUGCUUCCAAAGGCUUCAUCAUAUCAAGUAUGGCGUUAAUGAAGCAGUCAUCCGCACAAAACCUCAGCUUCAGGAACUAUUUCCUGAUGCCGUUCUUCGAUACAAAAUUCAAGGCUCACCAUUGAACACAACACUUCUCAUGAUUCCUGGUAGUCAGUAA
Molecule: messenger RNA, 2421 nt
Organism: Phytomonas sp. EM1
Lineage: Eukaryota; Euglenozoa; Kinetoplastea; Trypanosomatida; Trypanosomatidae
Source: the annotation of a GenBank genome assembly